GCAAAGCAAAAGAAGGAGAAAUGUUCGGCCUCGGGGGUUUCAGUGUGUUCAUCUCAUGUGCUGUUCUUCUCAUUGUUCAGUCAAGUUAUGGUUCUGAGAUUAUUGGAGGGAAUGAAGUUGAGCCACACUCGUUGCCAUUCAUGGCUCUGCUGGAGAGUAACACACCUGCAUGUGGAGGGGUGCUCAUUAACAAAGCGUGGGUCCUGACGGCUGCUCACUGUGUUAACAUUAAGAAAGUGUUGCUGGGGGUGCACUCCAUCAAAAACGAUAAAAAAGAUUCCAGGCAGGUCCGAAAGGUGAAAAGAAGUUUUCCUCAUCCCUGCUAUGAUAACACAGACAAGGUCAAUGACCUCAUGUUGCUCCAGCUGGACAAACCAGUAACGAAAACCAAGACAGUAAAUUGGGUCAAGCUGGCCAAAAGCAGCAGAGAGCCGACAGCUGGAAGCACCUGUGUGGUGGCUGGAUGGGGAGCAACUGCAGACAAUGCCAAGCAAAUGUCAGACGUCCUGAGGUCUGUCAACGUAACUGUGAUCGACAGGGUGAAGUGCAACUCUCCUGGUUAUUACAACUUCAAACCUGUUAUCACCCGCAGCAUGAUAUGUGCUGGUUCAAAUGGUAAAAACCCAGCAGAUACCUGUCAGGGGGAUUCAGGGGGGCCGCUGCUGUGCAAUGGUGUGCUUACUGGAAUCACUUCCUUUGGAGGGAAGUGCGGUAUCAUAAAUAAACCUGGAGUGUAUGCUUUUCUCUCAGAAAAACAACUCAAGUGGAUCAAAAAGACAACAAACACCUAAAACAGAAGGAAUUCUGUUUCCUAUGUUAAUUUAAAUGUUUAAAUGUUUAAAUUUAAAUGCUUCUUUUUUAAUUGUCCCAAUAUGUCUAUAUUUAUAUCUGUCUAUAUUUACGGUAAGGAUUAUAUUAAAGCAGAUAAUAUUUCUCCAAGAGUGUUUUUGGCCAUUGGUGUAAAUGAAUGAUUCUCAAACUGUGGAUCAGGCCCCACUGGUGGGGUAUAGAUUCAUUGCAGGUCCUGUGUGGAUGAAAAUAUCAGAUGAAAUAACUGGAAUAAAUAUUACUGGAGAGAAAAUAAAGAAGUUUACUGAUA
Molecule: messenger RNA, 1099 nt
Organism: Archocentrus centrarchus (flier cichlid)
Lineage: Eukaryota; Metazoa; Chordata; Actinopteri; Cichliformes; Cichlidae
Product: granzyme A-like
Exons: 5
Coding region: 21-791 (256 amino acids)
Biological process (GO): proteolysis
Molecular function (GO): serine-type endopeptidase activity
Source: RefSeq, a predicted model, not a curated record